Molecule: messenger RNA, 2835 nt
Organism: Plodia interpunctella (Indianmeal moth)
Lineage: Eukaryota; Metazoa; Arthropoda; Insecta; Lepidoptera; Pyralidae
Product: lipase 3-like
Exons: 1
Coding region: 65-1477 (470 amino acids)
Biological process (GO): lipid metabolic process
Source: RefSeq, a predicted model, not a curated record
AGUCAUUACAUUUUUUCUUUGCGCUUUGUCAGUUGGACGUGCGGGUCAGUCUGAGAGUUACAUCAUGAAGAUAUUAGUGUUAACAAUCGGAAUUUUGUUGUGUCAAGUUACAAAUGUCAGCUGCCUUGAAUUUUUUCAAAUUGUGAUGUCAAAAAUUAAUGAAUUCGCGGACACGGUAGUUAAAAGUUUCCAAGAUUUUGGAGCAACAGUAAAAUCGUUUAUGUAUGGCGAUACACAUCGUAAUACAAAACCGGUCCAUAGUCAAGCCAUACCAUACAACAAAUUGAAAACAGAAAGAUAUCCUGAAAAACAUUAUCCUACCCUGAGGACAGAUACGGAACCCACAACUUUAUUAUCAACACCACAAUUAGCCGCACUACACGGAAAAAAGGUAGAAUCGCAUGUUAUAAGUACAAAAGAUGGCUAUCUCUUGACUUUGCACAGGAUUGUUUUAGAUCAAUCCUUAGAUACAUUCAAUAACACGGUUUUGCUUCAUCACGGGUUGCUAGGAAGUUCUGCCGAUUGGAUUUUAUUGGGUGCUAACAGAUCACUCCCGUACAUCCUAUCUAAUUAUGGAUAUGAUGUGUGGAUGAUAAACACAAGAGGAAAUUACUAUUCUCGUGGACACAUAGAAAUGAAAGUGGAUUGUGCAGAGUAUUGGAGUUUCUCCUUUCACGAAAUGGGAGUUUAUGAUUUAAGAGCAACUGUAGAAUAUAUUAGAAAAAUAAAAAACAACACUGAAAAAAUUAACUUUAUUGGUCACUCUAUGGGUGCUUCAGCAUUUUUAGUUCUUGUGUCGACUCUUCCGAUGUAUAAUGAGUACUUCAGGAUAGCAAUUUUUAUAGCUCCUUUAGUGUAUUUGAACAAUAUUAAAGGUCCUCUUAAGAUGACUACUACAAUAUUUAGUGAGAUAAAAGAUGGAGAGUUUUUUUCUCAACGCAAGAUACCAAAAGAUGUAGCUUCACAUUUUUGUGAAGGUUUAAACAUCUUUUGUUCGAAUCCUUUAUUUUUUUUAAGUGGGUUACCAAGUCAUAAAGACUGGAAUGAUAGUUUUAUAUCAACAUUAAUCUACCACAUUCCAGCAGGUGGCUCAACAAAUACUAUUAAACAUUACCAACAAAUGGCUGCAAGCGGUAGAUUUCAUAGAUUUGGUGAUAUGUUUGCAGAAUAUCCAUUAUCAGAAGUAACCGUGCCCAUAGCUAUGUUAAGUUCUACUGACGACUGGAUAGCUACUGCUCCAGAUGUUUUAAAACUAUUUUAUACUAUUAUGACACCGGUUGAUAACUAUGUUAUUCAUGGCAGAAAUAUAAGUCACACAGAAUUUUUAUGGGGUCCAAGAGCUGAUACAGUGGUAUUUCCGAGAUUGCUUGAAUACAUGAAAAAUGGCACAAAUUUUAGUUCAAUGUCUAAAAAUGAGAUUCAGUUAAAUGAUACAAAUUUUGAAGCCAAUGGAGUGGGAUCAAUGUUAAAUUACUAAGCAAUUUUGACAGCUCAUAAAAUUGUAUUUGCAAACUUUUUGUAAUGUUAGAUAUGCUUAACCAGUUUAUGGAUUUCUUAAAUGGGUUAAAGAGGAAUAGAGCUCAUUUUGUAAUGUAAUGUAUAUGAGCUCUCUUUUCCACUGUUUUAUUCAUUAUAUUUAUAUUUAUAUUUAUAUCAACUAAGAUACUAAUGAUACUAAUGAUAAUUAGGGAUUUCAAAUAAUCCAUUCUUCUCAUUAUAAUACGCAAUGCAUGCUAUGUAGUCUCGUUUAUACUACAAAUAUUUUCUAUUUUGAACGGCUGAGUUUAAUAACAGGUUAUAUUAUAUUUAUACAUGUUAACCUACUUAUAAGCAUUCUUUAUUUAGGUAUAUAAAAUUUAUAAUUUAGUUUAUACUCAUAUUUCAAACAUUUGUUUGUCAGAUACACAUAUGACUUAAAUUUUCAUUAUCUCUUGUUACCAAUUUAUUGGUUAAUUAAUAUUGGAUCUUCUUUCUGUUUUUUUAUUAUCUGAAUCAAAUCGUUCUUUUGCUUUUGAAUUUCCUGCUGGCAUUUUGUAGAAUAUUUAAAUUACAUUCAUUACAUGUAUUACAACAAUUUGAUCCACACUGUAACUAAUAGUGUGUAAUAGUUUAGUGUUGUUUUACAGAUUUCGACAAAUGCUGCGAAUAUUACUCUCCACUCACGACCGGUGAAGUUGUCAUUGUUUAAAAGUACUUACAAACCUAAUAAUACGGUCCUUGCCCCGACUACAGUAAAAUUGACGGAUAAAUUACUAAGAUCUACUAUAAAAAAUAAAUCUGGCAAACGGAAUAUUACAGUGGUAGUUGGGACAGUAAGUGCAUCUGAUAAUAUAUUUGUGUCUACAAUGAAAUACGAAUCAGACAAACGUAAUAAGACAGAACCUAGAGAAGCCUCUGGAAGGGCUCUAGAAGGCCUUUCUACAAGUGGUAUACUAUAUGUCUCUGAUAAUAUAACCACGUCUUCAAUACAAAAUGAAUCUGCUGUAUCAGUACCUAUUGCUGAAAAUGUAUUAAAUAAUUUAUUAAUAUCUGCUGUAAAAAAUAUAUCUGCCGUACCAGUAACUACAACAGAAAGUAUAACUAAUAAUUUAGUCAUAUUGACUGUACAAAAUAAAUCUAUUCAAGCAGCACCUACUGCAAAAAAUGUAUCUAAAAAUUUAAUUAUAUCUGACAUACAAAAUAUAUCGGCUAAACCAGUAGUAACUACAGAAAAUGUAUCUAAUAAUUUAGUCAUAAUGGCUAUACAAAAUAAAUCUACCGCACCAGUGGUUACUACAGAAAAUGUGUCUAAUAAUGUAGUCAUAUCCACUAUACAAAAUAAACCUUUACAACAUU